GAGUAUAUGGCGGGAAAAAGGAAAUUCGUUGUGAUGAUUUGACACCUAUCUGCUGACAAUGAUGGGAACUGCUGGAUGUGAAGAAGAUCAGUUUUUGAGCCGACUACAGGAACUCUACUUUUCAAUCCCAUCAUGCAAUAGUUCUCCAUUACUCAGAGCCGACAGUCUCAGGAAUAUAUCAGCUCACCUACGUCUGGCACAGACUCAGGGAAUAUUGCCUGUGGAAGCUGAGGCCUGUGUGUUGAAGGGGUAUGAAGAAGACUACGGGAAAGUUGUUGAUUCCCUAGAUGAAAAAUCAGGUCUGAAUAACUUCGCAGAAGGAGCUCUCACCAUAUGCAGCAAACACAAAAAUGAGAGCCAGAAAUGGAAAUCAACCCUUACUCUCGAUGCCCUUAAAUCAAAGGAGUUUUACCAGAAACUGAAGUCACAAGCCAUGAAUAUUUCCAAGUCUUAUCUGCCCCCAGGAAGUGAGAAUGACCCUGUUUUCAAAAAAACAGACAAUAAGGAAAAUAAUACUGCGAGUGUAGACAAGGGUAGAGAUCAGUCUUUUACCUCAAAUACUCAGAGCAGACAAAAUACCUCACUACCUCAACAGAAGGACAGACAGAAGAGUUGGGGUGAUACACAAGCAUUAAGAGACUUCACACAUAAAAGUGGAGAACACAAACCUGGCAACCACCAAAGGCAGACAACUCCUGCAUGGACAUCCAACUCUAACAGGGAUAUUGAUGGCAGAGAUACUUAUUCUAGAAAAAGACCUUUGUUUUCUAACAAUGGUGGGGCAGGUGGACAGAGAAACUUUGGGUGUUCUGGUGGUCAGCCAUCUUUAUUUCAAAACACCGAGCAUCCAAGUCGUGAAGCUGACCCUCGGUUUGAAGAGGAGGAGGAAGCUGGACCCAAUCUGAACAACCCCUUUAAAACAGCCAAACAACAGCUGGCUAUUGACCAACAAAAAAAAUAUUCUCGAGGAGGGGGCGGUAAUCAAGGUCAAGGUCAAGCCCCAUCAUCUGUGUAUGGGAGGAAAAGGUCCCUUGGAACAAGGCGUGGCCCGUCAAGCAAGUUUAUUCCUCCGAUAGCAGGUCGGGAGGAGAAUGGAGGUGGGGGAGGAAGCAAGCAAACCGGCAGCAGGGGUAAAGGCACUGAUGAAAGUGAGGAGCCGGUUGACGAAAGACUGAAGGGCAUCGAACCCAAGAUGAUCGAACUGAUCAUGAAUGAGAUUAUGGAUCAUGGACCCCAACUGGAUUGGAGUGAUAUUGCAGGGUUGGAUUUUGCAAAGAAAACAAUAAAGGAGAUUGUGGUGUGGCCCAUGCUUAGACCGGAUAUUUUCACUGGAUUGAGAGGUCCACCAAAAGGCUUGCUACUUUUUGGACCUCCAGGAACAGGAAAAACUCUCAUAGGUAAAUGUGUAGCCAGUCAGUCCAAGUCCACCUUCUUCAGCAUCAGUGCAUCCUCGCUCACAUCAAAGUGGGUAGGAGAAGGAGAAAAGAUGGUGCGAGCUCUGUUUGCUGUGGCACGGUGUAACCAGCCCGCCGUGGUGUUUAUUGACGAGAUCGACUCCCUGUUGUCCCAGCGUUCAGACGGGGAACAUGAAGCCUCACGCAGAAUCAAGACGGAGUUUCUUGUACAGCUGGACGGGGCGGGCACGCAGUCAGAAGACCGCAUUCUGGUCAUCGGGGCCACCAACAGGCCACAGGAAAUUGAUGAGGCGGCCAGGCGGCGAUUUGUGAAGCGACUUUACAUCCCUCUCCCGGACACUGUUGCCCGGCAACACAUCAUCGAGAACCUCCUGUCUCAACAGAGCUUCAGUCUCUCAGAUACAGACAUCCAGACGAUCUGUCAUAAAACUGAUGGGUAUUCUGGUGCUGACAUGGCCAACCUGUGUAGGGAAGCUGCCCUCGGCCCAGUCCGCAGUAUCCCCUUUGACCAGAUCGAGACAAUCACAGCAGACCAGGUCCCACCAAUAACAUUUCCAGACUUCCAGGAAGCGUUUCUACAGGUGCGCGCAAGUGUCUCAGAAAGCGACUUGGAUCUGUACUUAGACUGGAACAAACAGUUUGGCAGCUUCGGCAAGACAUAGACAUAACAGGUCUGCAGUGUUUAUCAUGAUGAAUAAACUAAUGGUUGAACACUG
Molecule: messenger RNA, 2131 nt
Organism: Haliotis rubra (blacklip abalone)
Lineage: Eukaryota; Metazoa; Mollusca; Gastropoda; Lepetellida; Haliotidae
Product: fidgetin-like protein 1
Molecular function (GO): microtubule severing ATPase activity; ATP binding; ATP hydrolysis activity
Source: RefSeq, a predicted model, not a curated record